This is a messenger RNA of Hyaena hyaena (striped hyena), 2150 nucleotides long. RefSeq names its product HAUS augmin like complex subunit 1 (gene HAUS1). Gene Ontology annotation, cellular component: cytosol; HAUS complex. The transcript is spliced from 10 exons. NCBI's taxonomy places the organism in Eukaryota, Metazoa, Chordata, Mammalia, Carnivora, Hyaenidae. Bases 46 to 963 code for a protein of 305 amino acids. Gene Ontology annotation, biological process: spindle assembly; centrosome cycle. The record is from RefSeq and is a predicted model, not a curated record.
CUUCUCCCGCGAGGAGCUUCUCUCCAAGUGGCGGGAGCCGCGGCUAUGGAAGGACAGGAAGAGAAAGCGGCGCAGGUUGCUGCAUGGUUGAAAAAAAUAUUUGGAGAUCACCCCAUUCCGCAAUAUGAGGUGAAUCCUCGGACCACGGAGAUUUUACAUCACCUUUCAGAACGCAACAGACUCCGGGACAGGGAUGUCUGCCUGGUAAUAGAGGACUUGAAACAGAAAGCAAGCGAAUAUGAAUCAGAAGCCAAGCAUCUUCAAGACCUUCUCAUGGGAAGUGUGAAUUUUUCCCCUGCCAAUCUGUCUGACGCUGGUUCUAGGUACCUGAAUGCUUUGGUUGACAGUGCAGUGGCCCUUGAAACAAAGGAUUCCUCACUAGCUAGUUUUAUUCCUGCAGUGAAUGAUUUGACGUCUGAUCUUUUCCGUACCAAAUCCAAAAAUGAAGAAAUCAAGCAUGAAUUGGCAAAACUUGAAAAAAAUCUAACUGCAACUUUAGUGUUAGAAAAAUGUUUACGAGAGGAUCUAAAGAAGGCAGAGUUGCAUCUGUCUACGGAAAGGGCCAAAGUUGACAAUCGUCUUCAGAACAUGGAUUUCCUAAAAGCAAAGUCGGAGGAGUUCAGACUUGGAAUCAGAGCUGCAGAGGAGCAGCUUUCCGUCAGAGGCAUGGAUGCUUCUCUGUCUCACCAGUCCCUGGUAGCCCUCUCAGAGAAACUGGCAGAACUAAAACAACAGACUAUACCUUUGAAGAAAAAAUUGGAAUCCUAUUUAGAUUUAAUGCCGAAUCCGUCGCUUGCUCAGGUGAAAAUUGAAGAAGCAAAGCGGGAACUAGAUACCAUUGAAGCUGAGCUUACAAAGAAAGAUUUUGCUGCCAUUCCUUGUGAUCUGACCUGCUUGCCUUCAGUUGUUAAUAUAUGCAGGAAUUUAGUUUAUGAAAGGGACUACUACCUUUUAAAUCAGUAGUGGAGAGAUAGAUAAUUCAACCCUUGGUGCUAUAUCCUUACUUCAUGCCUUACAGCAAGAUAAUCCCAAGGAUCAAAGAUUUAAAUGUUAAAAAAAAAAAAGAUAGUAAGAGAAACUGGGGAGAAGAUUUAAUGUUUUGACUUUUAAAUAAUUAUAGGGUCAGUAACAGAGGACCCAAAUCCAGGAGCUGUAAAUGAAAUGAUAGAAAUAUUUGAAAAUUUGGAUUAAAAAUUCCUACAUGACAAAAUCUUUCAUAAGUAAAAUCAAAGGCCAUUACAAUUGUGGUAUAGGGAAAAAGAAGAAAUUUUGCAUUGUGUUCCUUUUUGUACUUUGAAAAAUUUUGUACUAUGUGAUUAAGAAACAACCAGUUAAAUUUUUAAAAAAGAAGAAAAUGAAACAAUGAGGGGUUUUUUUUUUGCAAUCAGUUUUUUUAAAGAUUAGCUAUAUGACCUUAAAAAUGUCCUCCUCCUUUCCCACAAAUAUGUGGAAAUGCAAAAUACUAAAGAUACUAUAUUUUCUUUUUUGAAAACUGUCCAUAUUAUUUAGCCAUGUAGGUAUAGUGAUAUUGUCUUUAUCUUAACAAUUUAUAGGAGCCCCUUGUGUAUUAGCUAAGUUAAUCUUUUGUGAUUUGCAUUGUAAAUAUUUUUCCCAAGUUUGUCAUUUGUCUUUUGACUUAAUUCCAGUGUUUUUGGUAAGGCAGCUUGGAUUGAUUGUGGAAAUGAUAAUCCCUCCUAUCCCUGGGCACUCACCCUUUGUGUGGUGACUCUGCCACUUCUCCCAUCCAGAGAUGAAGUCUGUAUCUCCACCUCUUCUAUUGCCUUGGCCUUGUGAUUUGUUUUAGACAAUUAGACAACAGCAAAUGUAACAGAAGCAGGGGAUUAAAAACUGUGUGUUAGAGCUUGCCCUGUCUUGUGGCUCUGGAAUUCUGAAACCACUGUGCAAAGAAGGUUGAACUGUUGGAGGAUGAAAAACUACAUGGAUGAGAAACAAGUAAUUCCAGCCAAGCCCCGCCCGCACCCAAGACCAAGCCAGCUGCCAACUGCCAACAAUCUGAAUGGGGUCUUGGACUGUCUAGCCCCAGUCAAGCCACAAGCAGGCUACAGAGAUCAACCUGGCUUGGGCCAGAAGUCCACGCAGUCAACCCAAAGUAUCAUAAGAAAUAAUAAAUGAUUAUUAUUUGAAGCUUA